AACGGCAACGCAGAGGCUGAGAAGGAUGUGCAGAACCUUCUGUCUGAAUUGAAAGGAGAUAGCGAAAAGACCGAGAAACCUGCCGCUGAUCAGGACGCUGAAGCAGCAGAGGAAGCUCGCAUCAUUGCGCAGGCGAACAAGCUUGGUGAAGAAUCAGCCCUCCAGGAAACCAAGCCCGCAGACCGAGACCGGGGCCGGCAGUAUGGCGAUCGCAGAAACCGCAAUUACCGUGACAAUAUCAAGUCAGAUCUGACUGCGCAAGAGGUCACCGACGACCCCCAGCAAAUCAGGAAGCAGGUUGAGUUUUACUUCUCCGACUCCAACCUUCCCAUGGAUAACUUCCUCCUCAAGAAGGUCGGUGGAAGCGCCAAUCACGCCGUGGAACUCUCCGUCCUGCACAGCUUCAAACGAAUGCGCCGCUUCCAGCCUUUCAGUGCAAUUGUCGAGGCCUUGAAGACUUCUGAAACCCUGGAUCUUGUCGACGACGAAACCAAGGUCCGUCGCAAGGUCCCAUUGCCGGAAUCAGUCAACGAUUUCCUUGAUCCAUCUGUGGUCAAGGUGUUUGAAAACGAGGCCAUGACCCGCAGCAUCUAUGCCAAAGGCUUCGGCGAGGAAGAACCAAACACGCAGUUUGACAUUGAGGCGUUCUUCGCUCCUUACGGCCCCACGAAUGCAAUUCGUCUCCGUCGUGCCUUUGAUAAAACCUUCAAGGGAAGCGUUUUCGUCGAAUUCGAUUCUGAGGAAGCCCAGAAAAAGUUUCUGGCUGUGGACCCCAAGCCGAAGUGGAAGGGUCAAGACUUGAUCAUCAAGAGCAAGAAGGAAUACUGCGAUGAGAAAGUCCGUGAUAUUAAUUCGGGCAAAAUCAGGGCCAGCGGCCGCGGCCGUGGUCGUGGUGGUCGCCAGGGCCGAGAAGAUAACCGUGACUGGCGAGAGCGGCGUAACGAGGACCAGAAGCAAGGCUUCCGUAACAAUAGGGGCGGCCGGGGACGAGGCCGUGAUUCAUCUCCAAAAAGCUCCGUCAAGAAAGACGCUCGGGGCGUUCCUGUCAUCAAGAGCACCGCGGAUGAGACAACAACCGGGCAGAAACGAGGCCGUGAAGAUGAAGCUAAGACCGAUACCAAUGGCUCCAAUGAGCACCCUGCCAAGAAGGUCGACACCAAGGAA
Messenger RNA from Talaromyces proteolyticus, 1164 nucleotides. RefSeq lists its product as uncharacterized. Gene Ontology annotation, cellular component: nucleus. Gene Ontology annotation, molecular function: mRNA binding. The record is from RefSeq and is a predicted model, not a curated record. The transcript is spliced from 3 exons. Gene Ontology annotation, biological process: RNA processing. The annotation marks the transcript as partial. NCBI's taxonomy places the organism in Eukaryota, Fungi, Ascomycota, Eurotiomycetes, Eurotiales, Trichocomaceae.